AUUUACCUAUGGGAGCACAGAAAUGCAAGGUUCGGCCGCUGCACUAGGAAUUACAGUCAGGGAGGCGAAAAGGCGCGGUGCACACGAAGUGGUUAUUCUAGCUGUAGCCACAAGCGUCCCACCCCUGUCUCCCGUGCGCUGACGGAGUCCCCAGAGAAUGUGUCCUGGGGACCAGACGUGGGGAUCCACUAAGAGCUUUAGAAGCGUCCCUGGGUGGGGAGGGCUUGAGCUUCGGGAGAGUCCCGGAUUCCUCCCUGCUCUGAUUCGACGGGACGGGGACCAGCAGGACUUUGGAACCUAGUGCCCAAGAUGUUGCAGAAAGCGGGCGCACGGUCAACACGCACGCUUUACAGCACGCCCCGCCGCAGCCCGCCUAGCCCGCUAGACCACCCCCCACUCCAGGCAGCGGGUGCGCGCCAACGUCCCACAGCAAAGUCCCAGAGCACGCCCCGAGGGCAGGAGGCGGACCGAAUCAUCUAGUGCGGGGGCGCGUCACGGGUGCCCGCUCCCGAUUGGCCGGCCGCGGCAGUCACGGGCUGGGCGCACUGGGAUUGGCACCGCCCGAGGCCAGAGCUGGAGUAACUGGACUCUGUGCGGCAGGCGCAGUCCCGGAGCUCGAGAGGCUGGCGUCGGCGCCGAGCCCAAAGCCCUGGGUGGGAGCCCGGCCGGGACGCGCUCACCAUGCCCUACGUGCUCAUCAGCACCCAGAUCCGCAUGGAGGUGGGCCCUACCAUGGUGGGCGAUGAACACUCAGAUCCAGAGCUGAUGCAGUAUCUGGGGGCCUCCAAGAGAAGUGCCUUGGGAAACAACUUUUAUGAGUACUUUGUCAGCGAUCCUCCUCGCAUAGUGCUGGACAAACUGGAACGCAGGGGCUUCCGUGUGCUGAGCAUGACGGGGGUGGGCCAGACACUGGUGUGGUGCCUGCACAAGGAGUGACCCUCUCACACUGAGGAGCACACAGAGCACCCCUUUUUUGAGUGGAUGCCACGGGCCCUGAUCCUGAGUCCCCAUUCACUCACCGCCUGGCCCCUCCUUCCCAAACUGUCAUUUUCCUUAGCCGGGCACCACUGGGCUGUGAAUGGCCUUUUCUGAAACCUGCCUCAGCCCCAGAGUAUGGGGUGAGAGGGCAGGGCCCUUGCCCUGGUGCUCCCAGCUGCCCCUCCAGCUUUUUGGCCUGGCUGAGAGCCCUGGAGAAGGCCGUGUUUUGUGUGCAGGCUGAGGGCCCGAAAGAGCCAGGCUGUCCCUGGCCGGGAACUGGGAGCCCCCAAGGAGCACAGCCCAGGACUGGGUGGGAGGGUCCUAAGUACCUGGUCCAAGCCAAUAAAGGCCUGUGUCGAGUGCUUGCUCCUCUGUUCUGCUGGCCCACUGACUCUCACUGCGCAGAGCCCCUCCCUGGGGGUCGGCUCACUCCCGGGGAGGGAGAGCCAGGCCUGGGUGGAACCCUCUCGGGCAGAGUCCAGGAACAAGGGACGCGCUUGGUCGGGCCAGCACCCUACGCCUACAUAUGCAAUAGAGGUAGAUUCUUGU
Molecule: messenger RNA, 1527 nt
Organism: Enhydra lutris kenyoni (northern sea otter)
Lineage: Eukaryota; Metazoa; Chordata; Mammalia; Carnivora; Mustelidae
Product: GTP cyclohydrolase I feedback regulator
Exons: 3
Coding region: 682-936 (84 amino acids)
Biological process (GO): negative regulation of biosynthetic process
Cellular component (GO): nucleus; cytoplasm
Molecular function (GO): GTP cyclohydrolase binding
Source: RefSeq, a predicted model, not a curated record